Molecule: messenger RNA, 491 nt
Organism: Leptopilina heterotoma
Lineage: Eukaryota; Metazoa; Arthropoda; Insecta; Hymenoptera; Figitidae
Exons: 3
Coding region: 21-491 (156 amino acids)
Source: RefSeq, a predicted model, not a curated record
AAUGUGCGCCAUAUUGGAUCAUGGCAAAGAUUGUCAGUUUUCCGGCAGUCAGAGCAAAGUCCGAAAUGGCAAAGAUCUUUGCCAUCGACAGUCAAGGGGUUAAUACACAUAUACCAACUUUCGAAGUCACAAUUUUCCAGGUGUCUGAAUAUUUUACGGCACCGAAGAAGUUGACCGGAACACAAAGAAAGGCUAUUAAUAGGAGACUAGCCAAAGCUAAAGCAGCGAAAGGAGAAUCUUUGUUACCGAUCCAAGAAUUUAGGAGAUUAAGAAGAGAGCGAGACGCUCUUAGCCAAAAAUUAAACGUUAUUGAAGAAGAACCUUUAAUAUUCCCACCCCUUCCCAAAGAAGUGGAAAUUAACAGGCUUAGAGAUAAGGGAAACGAUCAGAGUCCCCAUCGUCAGGGCGUGAAUCAGGGGACUUUUCAAAAUCAAAAUCGCUCAGUCAAUGUAACAGAAACCCAGAAUCUUGCGUCAGAAUUAAUACCGUAA